AUGGGUUCCCACUGUGUCAAGCUAAGCACAAGCCACAGUCGGGGCCAUGAGUCCUCCAUGAAGAAGCUUGUGGCCUGCGUGAGUCAAGAUAACUUCUCCUUGUCUUCAGAGGGUGAGGAAGAGGAGGAGGGAGAAGAGGAGGAGGAGGAGGAGGAGGAGCUCCCAGUACAGGGCAAGCUGCUGCUGAUGGAGCCUGGGGGCCAGGAGGAGGGUGCUGAGGAUGACCCUGUGGCCCAGCAGAGUCCCAAGCCCAAGCAGUCACUCUCCUGA
This is a messenger RNA of Pteronotus mesoamericanus, 270 nucleotides long. RefSeq names its product protamine 3 (gene PRM3). The coding region runs from base 1 to 270 and encodes 89 amino acids. Gene Ontology annotation, biological process: flagellated sperm motility. Gene Ontology annotation, cellular component: cytoplasm. The transcript has a single exon. Lineage: Eukaryota; Metazoa; Chordata; Mammalia; Chiroptera; Mormoopidae. The record is from RefSeq and is a predicted model, not a curated record.